UUACAUUACUGUACAUGCUGUCCACCCUGUUACUCGCUGCCAGCCUUGUUAUAAAUGAACAAUUAUUUUGCAUAUUUUUGUGGUUACUGGGAAAUAAACUGUCUUUACAGUCCUCACUCCAGACAUUAUAUAACAAGCUUGCACAGUGGACUGAAUCAUUUCAAUCAAGAUGAAUCCCAGCAUCACUUUUAGUCUUUUGUGUGCGCUCCUCUCUGAAGUGGCUGCACUCACUUGCUAUCAGUGCGCUACGGAUCCUUGCACAAAAACUGAGACCUGUAGUACAGGAUUAUGUGCCAGCCAGACUGUGACUACAUACUCAGAGGCUAAAAAUGAGGUCAAAAAUUCGAAGAGCUGUUUGUCAUCCUCUUUGUGUGUCUCUGGGUCAUUGAACUUUGGAUUCAGGAGGACGAUAAUAAGCACCGAAUGCUGCCAUGAGGACAACUGCAAUUCACACGCUCCUGUGUUCAAUACAAAUUCGUCUGCCAAUGGGAAGACGUGUUUCACCUGUAAAGGAUAUGACUGCACAAAACACCUGGCAUGUGUUGGAAAUGAGGACCGUUGCAUUACAGCAAAAGAUGAGGUGGAUGGGCAGACAAUCGAGUUGGCAGGAUGUGCCUCCAGCAGUCUCUGCGUCGGAGACUUCUCGGAACAGGUCGGCGCUGUGGCUGUAGCGUUGACCUGCUGUGAGGGGGACCUGUGCAACAGCGGCCAGAGUGUGGGCCAGAGUGUGCUGCUCCUGCUGGGGUCUCUCGUGUCUGUCCUGGUCUUCCACUGAGUGGGUUGCCUUUUGGAGUCUCUCCCAGGUUACAGUUCACCUGCCUCAUCUCUGCAAAAUGAGAGGCCAUUGAUGAAUGUCUGCUUUGCACUACUCACGUUGGGAAUGAAAAUCUUUAAAAUUAAUGAAUGUAUUUUUAUUUCAAAUAUAUUGAUUGUGAGACAUAUCUGUGAAUAGUACUUGCUACAGUAACAUGUCAUAGUCACACAGUAACUUGAUCCUUUUUUUUUGUGAGUCACUUUGGUUAAAAGCUUCAGCUAGUGACUAAAUGUAAAUGAGGAUAUGUUUUUUUUAAUGAUUGAUUAAACUUACCACCCUUUGUUUUGAAAUGACAAAAUUUAAAUGUGGAAAGGGUUUAAC
This is a messenger RNA of Alosa sapidissima (American shad), 1135 nucleotides long. RefSeq names its product phospholipase A2 inhibitor and Ly6/PLAUR domain-containing protein-like. The record is from RefSeq and is a predicted model, not a curated record. The transcript has 6 exons. Lineage: Eukaryota; Metazoa; Chordata; Actinopteri; Clupeiformes; Clupeidae. Bases 170 to 775 code for a protein of 201 amino acids.